This is a messenger RNA of Ylistrum balloti, 19372 nucleotides long. RefSeq lists its product as uncharacterized. The coding region runs from base 1 to 15687 and encodes 5228 amino acids. Gene Ontology annotation, biological process: positive regulation of DNA-templated transcription. Gene Ontology annotation, molecular function: sequence-specific DNA binding; protein binding; zinc ion binding. Gene Ontology annotation, cellular component: histone methyltransferase complex; nucleus. The record is from RefSeq and is a predicted model, not a curated record. The transcript has 38 exons. Lineage: Eukaryota; Metazoa; Mollusca; Bivalvia; Pectinida; Pectinidae.
AUGGCGCGGUUGAGAUUUCCCGGUCGUCCUGGAUGCAGAUUUGAUCGUAUGGGCGUCCGAUACGGCGCCGACGAAGCAAAAAAUGUCAACGAUCCAACAUUGGUUCUUGUGGCUAGCAUUCACAGAGGUUUGCGGUUGUUCCGUGAAUUGUUUGGAGAGUCAGAUGAGGAAGAAGAAUUUGAAGGUUUCACUCAAAAAGAUGUACAAAAAUCAGAAAGGAAGCUUAAGGCCAUGCUGGCGCAAUCUGAAGACUCGUCGGAAAAAGUCCCAUCUGGUAAACCUGUUGGAAAAAGACUUGCUAAAAUCAAGGAUACCCUGACAGCUGCUGAUCGUGGUCGUGGUGUCAGAAAAUCUUACACAGAGCUUCUGAAACAUGGCAUUGUGAAACCCGCUAAGACAUCCUUAAUGAAACAAGCUAGGGAGGAAACUAAGAAAUCACUCAAAAUUAAAUUGAAUGUGAAAAAGGAAAAAUCCGCAUUAGUGAGUUCAAGUUUUCCUGCGGUAACCCGUAAAUCUCUGGACAAAAAAAGUGUAAAGUUUGAUUUGACUCCAAAAGGUCAAGGUAAACGAAAAUCUGUUGAGGUGGAUGUGAAAAAAACUAUAGGAGUCAGUGUUAAGCAGAAGAAGGGAAAUAAAUGCCCUGAAAAGACAGACGAAGAAACUCCACAAUAUACCAAGAAAAAAGUAAAGGAGAGAGAUAAACUGUCUCCAGGUCAGGGAUUAAAAGGGGUCAAAGGUCAACAAAACUUGGUCAAACAGUUGCUUCAGAAAGCACGUAAAGGUCAACAGGCAGUUAAAGUGCAGGGAAAGAUGAAAUCUCCAGUCACUAGCCCCAAAAGCCCUAGGGGUCCAUCGCAUCCAAAGAAACAGUUUGUUCUACCAACUCAAAGUUCAAGGUCGUCCAGAGUUAUUAUUCCAAACAAGAGAUUUCUAGAACAAGAUGAUUUUAAUCAAAUAAUGACCAAGAGGUCACGUGUAGAAGAAAGUACAUUAUCACCAAGAACAGAAACAUUUUCUACUUCUACUACUACUACUACUACUAGUACUAGUCCUCGAGUAAAAAUACCAGACAAGUCAAAGGUCAAGGCUGAGCAGCUUACAUCACCACAGCUGACCAGUCUGUCACAAGGACCAGCCGUCCCACCACUUCCUCCUGGUCAUCUAUUUGACCCAGUGGAAGCAGGACAGACUCUGUCGCUGUAUGACCAACCAUUAAUAGUUGAAGGAAAACGAGCCAGAAAGCCCAGUCUGAAGGUCCGCAUUAAACUCACGGACGAACGCAUCCAAGCCUUCCAAGUGAAAUCGUUUGAGAAAAAACUUCAGGCACGUAAAAAUAUUGAGGCUGAGAAAGCUGCAGUAGGAAGCAUGGCUGGGUCUAAGAAAGUACAUCUCACGCCAUCAAAGCUGGCAGUGACUGUAACAUCUCCAUCAAAACUACCAACAUCUCCAAUAUUUGCUCCACCAAAAUUUGGUGUUUCUGGAAAAAGUGCUUUGUCAGAAAGACAGAGGCUGGAAGCACUGGAAAAAGAGGCACUGGCCACGCGUCGCAAAGGACACAACAUCUUAAGGAAGGCCAAACUCCAGCUGAGUCGAUCUGCCCUCAACAGGUCCAAGGCAGACUUUGCUCGAACUCUCAAGAAGGAAAUAAAAAUGGAAGCAAAGCUGGAGAAAAUGAGGCUGAAGCAAGGUUCUGCUAUUGGGGGUUUCAGCAAGCUGUCUGGCUAUUCAACAUUUGCAGGUGUAGCAAAGAGCUACAUGGAUGCCAAAGAUGAACAACCAGGGCCAGAGGGGCAUGAAACAGAGUCAGGAAUGUUGGACACUUCACAAGAGGGCGUGGUUUGUGCAGUGUGUAAGGAUUCCAAUCUUCCUCCGGUGCGACGUCGGAACUACUACGGUGUCCCUUGCUGUGAUGGUUGUCGAAGGUUUUACAGAGUUCAUAUGAAACGUGUUAAAGAGAAAGAGUUUUUCUGCAACGGAAACUGUAGCACGGAUAUACGACGAUGCGUUUUUUGUCGAUAUCUGCGAUGCCAGGAAGUGUUCCCUGCAGAGGACAAACUCAAACCAUUGAAGGAAUCACCAACAAAGAAAGUUGUCCCUGAAGACUCGAUGGAGGACACAGAGGGCCUAAUGUCGCCACCAAGAACGAUACCUGUGACUGUACAGACUCCAGGUGAAUCAGAGGAAGGUACAUCAACAGCAGUGGGCCCCAUAACUAGCUCACCAGAGAGUGUUGCCUCAUCACCAGCAUCUGAGGGACGUGGGCCCCGCAUCAAGCAUGUGUGUAGGAAAGCAGCUGUUGUAUUAGGGAAACCGGUGGCCAAGUUCCCUCAGACCCCUCCACAGUCAUCCCUGGAGAUCACCCUAAGUGCCUUACCCCGAGGAGAGAAAGUCAAACUGUGGAAAAAAGAGGAGGAAACAAAAGCUGGAUUGUCCGAUGAUGAACGACCACUAGAUGAGAUUAUACAGCAAUCAGAAGACAAUGUUUGUACAGUUAAGAGAUCUCCACAUAAGUCUCCAGCCUUAGGUCGAUUGAUCCCAGGGUCUCGUGGCAGACUUACUGUCCGUAGACGAAAACUUAGAUGUAAGAAGUGCCCUGGGUGUCUCGCUAAGGAUUGUGGCAAGUGUAUCUAUUGUCAGGACAAGCCUAAAUUUGGAGGUCGUGGAGUCAUGAAGCAGGCUUGUGUAGACAGGAAAUGCUCAUUUCCACGAUACUCACGGGCAGCCACUGCAGCCUUCAUUAAACCAAAGGAUCCACCUCCAGAGGGGGAGUCAUGUGACCAGGGAUGUGACACAUCAAUGGAGAUAUCAGAACCAUCUGAUCCUUCCCAGAAUUCCACAGGAUGUAGUAAUAUCAAUCCAAAUAACAAGAAUGGAAACGGAACAAGCUCCAGCAUGAACCUGAUCAGAAGGAUGGUGCUGCAGAGUCAGGGAAAUGCUCGUCCUGAAGCAGGAGUUAAACAUGCGGGAGAAUCAGAAGCAGGAAUAAGAACCCCGGCAAAUAUCAGUAGACAACUACUGCCUCACUUUAGUGGAGGCUUAUCUCGGGAAAACUUGUCACAAAAAUCUGGACGUCAAAGCCCUUUGGUGCCACCAUAUCGUUCUGGAGAUCCUCAAAAGAAGCCGGGGCUCGGAGUUUUGUCACCGAAGAAAAUGCCGAAAGGAAAGGAUCGGAAUUUGACAGUGUUGCGAUCAGAGCACUGUGUUCUCCAGCCACUGGCAUCCACUCUGAGACACUGGCCAGCACUCGGUGCUCACGGUAACUAUCGAAUCAAGGCAGAAUUUAAGGAGAACUACGAUAUUGAUAAGGCCUGGCUGUCUGGUGUCCCAUUGACUAUGUCAGGGCCUCUUUGUGUCCGCACAAUCUGUUACCUGUGUGGUAGUGCUGGUAAAUUUGAUUUUGUGUUCUGUAAUGUCUGUUGUGAACCGUUCCAUGAGUUUUGUCUGGACGAGGAUGAACGUCCGACAGAAGAUAAUCGAGAAAACUGGUGCUGCCAUCGUUGUCAAUUCUGCCAUGUGUGUGGGGAACAGUAUAAUCUCCUGCGUUGUGAUAAGUGUCAGAAUACAUACCAUCCCGAGUGCCUUGGACCAAACUAUCCCACAAAACCCUCCAAGAAAAAGAAGAUCUGGGUGUGUACCAAAUGCGUUCGCUGUAAGAGCUGUGGGUCCACUACACCAGGAAAUGCUGGACAUGCCACAUGGACCUAUGACUUCCAGCUGUGUUACGAGUGUGGUAAACUAAUGGACAAAGGAAACUUUUGCCCGAUGUGUCACAAGUGUUACUCUGAUGACGACUGGGAGUCAAAGAUGGUUCAGUGUGUGACGUGCGAAAGCUGGGUACACGCAAAGUGUGAAGGACUGAACGAUGAGAUGUAUGAGCGGGUGUCAUUCCUGCCAGAGGAUGUCCACUACAUUUGUAAAAUGUGUUCCCCUGGCGACCGUCCACGACACUGGGAGCUAGUCCUGAGAGAUGACCUUCAAGCUGGCAUUAAAUCUGUCUUCUACACCCUCCUCAAUGCCAAGUGUGCUCAGCACCUCCUACACAGAGAUGUUAAGAAGGAAUCAAUCCAGAUCAACGAAAUGUCAAAACAAGACGAAGCAAUUCUAGUGGAGGGAGUAAAAGAUUGUGAAAGAACAGCCAAUGAAGGUAGCAAAAAGUUAGAAGACCGUAAAUCAGAGGGAGGAAGUUCAAGUAAUACAACUGCUGAGAAAGAGGAUCCAGAGAGGUGUAACACAGAGGCUGUCUCGGUAACUAUGGAAACAAACACUGAAGUAACAUCUUUAUCAGAUUCAAAAUGUGAUUCAAACACCUCUGAUCCAAUGAUGGGUAAGGAGACUGGCCUAAGGGAAGGGCAGGAUGGGGAUGGGGAACAUGUGGGGCAGGGGAAUGAAGCAGACUGUGAUGGGGCUGGUGUGGGGCUAGGAAAUAAAGCAGACUGUGAUGGUGCCCGUGUGGGGCAAGGAGACGAAGCAGACUGUGAUAUUAAAAGUGGUGAAUGUUCCAUAUUGGAAAAACCUGUGCCUUGUUCAGUUGGAGAGUCCGGUGAAAAUAAAGGAAGUGAUAUUCCUAUGGAGAUUGAUGAGCUUUGUGAAGCUGAUGUAAAAGCCUCAGACAAUGAAUCCAUGGGAGGGAGUAACAUUAAUAGAACAGCCGUUGUGAAUGAUUCACAGGUACUUUAUGAAACUAAUACGAAAUAUUCUAAAAAUGACUUGAUGGGAGGUAGUGUAAUUGAUAGAACACCUCUGAAAGAGUCAGAGGGAGGUAGUAGUGAUGAAAGAAUAGCUGCACAUACUAAGCUUAUGACUGACAAACAAAAUUUAAUAACUGACUUAAAGGAUGAGGUGGAUGGUGAUCAAACUAAGGGUCAAAUCGGUGACCUUGAACAAGUGCUUGACCGAUCACAAUCCAUCAAACAUUUAGAACCAUGCUUAUCAUUGGAAAAGUCAGAGGGCCAAUCAGAAUUUGAAAAAUCGAAAUCAAUUGUCCAAUCAGAGAUUAUAACUAUUACAGACAAUAAUCAAACAGAUUCUUCACUCCAUUCUAUUGACAAAUCAGAUUCGGUGAUACAGGACUGUAAAGUGGGAAGUGACCAAUCAGAUUUAAGUUUACAUUUAAAGACUGCUCAGUCAGACAACAUUUCUAAGGUGGAUGUCAAGACAGAAGAAAGUAAGUCAGAGAUGACACCAAAUAUAGACAAUAAUAACUCAUUAGACUUAAAAUGUGAAACAUCUCAAAAUGAAAAUACAAAAUGUGAAGCAUCUGAAAAGGAGGAGAAAGUAUGUGAAGUGUCCCAGAAAGAAGAAACAAAAUGUGAAAUACCCCAACAGGAGGGAAAAAAAUGUGAAACCAAGGAUACAAAAUGUGAGUCCUCUGAUGUUAAAAGUAAAAACUGUGAAAGGAAACAAGAAGAUCUGAAAUGUGAAUCAACAAAAAGCAAUGAAUUAUGUGAAAGAAGGUGUGAAACUCCUCAAAAAUUGUCCCCAAUGACUGAUAUUGCCUUGCUAACACCCAAAAAGUCUGGAAGUUUGACUUCUGUACAUGUGCGGUUUAGUGAGAAAGGUGGACUAUUCAGAAAAGUUGCACCAAGUCGUGAUUUCCCACAUGAUUUCAGUGCAGUGAAAACCAAGAUGGCUUCAGACAAAUACAACAAUGUGGAGGAGUUCAGUGAAGAUAUGGCGCAUAUCAUAUCACAAGCAAUAAACGAUCCCUUAGAUCAGAGGAUUGUACGUAAAAAAAACAACAACUCGGUCCGGUCCAUAUUUGUUAAGCAAAUGGAGCGAUGUUUUCCAUGGUUUAAUAUUAAGACCUGUAAACUGUGGGAUCAACAACAGAGCCUGCCUGGAGGGAUGUUACCGGAGGCUGUAAUACCACCUUCAGAAGACCAUACUUACGCCCAGUGGCUGGAGCGACAAGAGACACCCAAGUCACCUCAGCCAUCGCCCUUCAAGAAACUGCACAGUACCCCGAUACCCAAGGUUCUCCCCAUAGCUGUGGAUGAGGAUGCGGAAAAGGUGCUGUCUUGUGACCUGGAGGAUGCUGGCGAGGACAUGCGACGAUGCAUCCUUUGUUGGCAUUAUGGAGACGCAGAUCCAAAUGACGCUGGCCGUCUACUGUACUCCGGACAAGAUGACUGGAUCCACAUCAAUUGUGCCCUGUGGUCAGCCGAGGCCUAUGAAGAGGAGCAUGACGGGUCACUUCAGUUUGUUCAUGCAGCGGUGUCCAGAGGAAAGCUGCUGAAGUGUGACCACUGUAAUCGUUCGGGCGCGACAGUUGGAUGCUGUAUGAGAGGAUGUCCCGCUAACUACCACUUCAUGUGUGCAAGACAGAGUCACUGUGUGUUUCAGGAGGACAAGAAAGUCUUCUGUAGUCUUCAUCGUGAUAAAGUAGACGGAGAGCUUGUUGCCAAGGACAGGUUCGCUGUGAAUCGACGAGUUCUUGUUAACAUGGAAGGUGUGAAAUGGGCCAAGAAAACAUGGGCCAAGGGUCUAGACCCAGCUGUUAUCAAUGUGCUUAUUGGGUCAUGUACGGUGGAGUCUCUAGGUAGACUAACCCCUUCCUCAGACUACAGAGACUGUUUAGCACCUGCUGAUUUCUGUUCUUCCCGAGUGUUUUGGAGCACAAGGGACGCUCGUCGUCGCUGUGUGUAUACUUGUCGUAUUGUCGAGGUUAAACCAGACAGUCCCAAAUCAAUGAAGGUUGUUUUGAAGGAUAUGACAAUUAUACAUGAUGAAAACCACCCAGAUUUUGUACCCCUAUCCACACUAGAUAUUCCUGGAGUGAAUCUCUUCCCUGUCACUGAAUCACUUGACAAUAAGAAUAACAACAGCCUUAAAUCAGACAUUAUCGAUCUGUCGGGAGAGUCUUGUGAAAUAGAUGGUUCUGUGGUUUACCAGUCUAGCAGCAUUCAGGGUCAAGAUUCUGAGUCUGAUAAGCUUAGUAGUUCCUGGCCCCUUGUGAAAAAGAAAACGUCAAAAGUGGAUUUGUCCUUGUUGUCUCCAAAAACACUAAAAUUGCUCAACAUCAAAGACCCUGAGAAAUAUAAAAAAGCUGCUGUGCCUGAGAAAGCAGUUGUGAAACAAGCGCCACCUAAUGUUAUCAAUGAGAAUAACUUCAGUGGUUUCCUUACAAAAAUUGCUGAUCGUUUAAACCAAGCUGCUGCUCGCAAUAUUGGCCGAAAGGAUGGUGAAAAGACUCCUCCGCAUGGUGGACUGCGUGGAAGGGCAAGGUCAAAUUCAGUUGAAAGGAUGCCAUCAAGGUCAAACUCUGUUGAAAGAUUUGUGCCAUCCCCUCUGCCACAUGUGAGAUCAAAAUCUGUAGAGCGAUUUGUGACGUCUCCCUUGCCUAUUUCAAGGUCAAGUUCAAGAUCAAAUUCUGUAGAAAGAGAUUAUCUGGUCAGUUCACCUGGUGUUCUGCCGCAGAAUGACACUGAGGUUCUUGAUGAUACAGGAAGCUAUCAUACAAAAGAUUCAGAAUCAGAUGGGAAUGCCACAAUUUCUACAGUGUCUGCUGAGGAGUCCAUGAACCAAUCAGGAAUGGCCAUUGAUUCCAGCCUGGAACCAAUUGCUGAGGAGGGAGAUGUAAAUACUGAAAACGUUCAGGAGACCGUGAUUGUGCUACCAGAUGACUGUGGGGAACUAACUGAGGAAGAAGUGCUUGCUAUUGCACAGGCAGCUCUUCAGCAGCAGGAAGGGGAGGAAACUCUGCAAUUACAAGGGGAGGAAACUUGUGAGGAAAAAAACAAUUCAUCACAGGACAAUCCAGAAGGAAAUGAAAGCCUAAAAGAAAAUAGUUUUAUGACCGAUGCUGGUACAAGUGAGGCUCUGCAACUUAUUGAAGAAAAGAAGGGACUAGAAACCAAUGCAGAUGAUAUAAUAGGAACAUUAUCAGAUCCUUCAGGACAGGUUACUACAUCAGAUUUUGGUGGUGCAACAGAAACAGGUAUGGAACAUUCUACUGUGGUAACAGAUUAUUCUUAUGAACAAAGGGAGAAAACUCCAGAGUUACAAAGAGAGAUUUCUACAGAACAGAAGGUUGUUGAUGAUCUGAAGCAGACAAUAGUGUCAAACUGUUCUGGUGAGAUGGAAUCUGCUGUGGACCAUUCCAAUGAUGGUAAGGUGACAAUUUCAGAAGACCCAAAGAAAGUUUGUGUAGAUCAAUCUGGAGAGAUAAAGGAGAAUGUUGCAGAUCCUCAGGGUUACAUUGCUGCUUCUGACCAGGACUGUGAUGUGAUGGAUUCAGGUACAGAGACAAAUAUACCAAUGCAUGUCACAGGAAGUAAAAUCAAAGAUCAUGGGAAGAUAACCCCGCUUGAUUUGACCAAUGAUUCGUUGGAAGAGAUGGAAGCUGGUGUCGAUGAUGUGAUACUUGUUGACAUUAAUACAGGAAAACGGGAAGCUCAAGAGGCAAUCAAAUCGAAUCUGGAGUUGGAUGUGAAGUGGACUGAUGACAUGUAUCUUUGUAGCACUUCUGGACGUUUUAUACCAAAAUCCUCAUCUGGAUCAGAUUGUAAGGACAUAAAAAAAUCUGUAUCUGAAAAACACUCUGGUAAAUCAGUGUCUAAAAAGGACACAAAUGAAAUGGUUCAUGGUGAAGUUUUAACUGAAUCAGUAUCAGACAAGUGCUUGACAGAAGAUCAGCCUGCUACAAGAAUGACAGAGUCGGUGUCUGACAAAGGCUUGAUUGAGGAGCCAAAGGUGGGACCAACCAAGAAACAGGAUGGGAGACAUAAAGGUGGGAAAAAGAAGAAUCGGUAUCAAUCUACACAAGACGUUAAACCAGGUGAAGAUCAGAAAUUAAUUGACAAAUUAAGGAGGGACCAUGACAGAGUGGAAGACAUUGAAAUGACCGAUACCAUAACUGGUAGUGAUCAAACCAAUAAGGAUAAAGAUAACAAAGUGACGUCAGUCUCACCCAGUCAGGACACGGGCAAAGGUGAUGGCUUGAAUGGCUGUUUCAUGGAGGGAGCAAAAAUAAAGGAAAGCAAACAUGGCUCUGUGAAAGAAAACCAUGACAAUUCAAAGGAUGUAGAAAUCACAGCCAUCGAUUUGACAGGUGACGACGUAGAUGAUGACGGUGUGGAGAUGACUAACAAGCUAGACGCAGUUUCAGGUUCAGAUAAUACCAGGGUAGUAGACAACUCGAAUUUCUCCACAGAAAACCACUCCAGCAAAGCUGAUAAAGCAGAGGAUGAUUCGCAGAAGAUUGUACGCAGAGAACCACUACGGUUUCUUCGUCCAAUAGAAGAGAAGCCGGUAGAGCAGAAAAAGUACCAGAAGAAAUCAAAACAGAAAUCAAAACAGAGUAAAAAGACAAAAGUCACGUCAAAAUGUCAAGGUGAGAUGGAGAAGUCAAGGUCAUGUGAUGGGGCAGAUUUAUCAAGUUCAAAGGUCACAGAAGAACCAACGUCUAAUGCAGGUUACGAGAACUCUGAACAUGGAAUGAUUGCCAGCACGAUUCACUUAAACAUUUUUACAAACUCACCAUCUGGCAAGAAGGAACUUGAGAGUUCAGUUGAAAAUGACAUGAAAAAGGGAGAUAAUCCUCCUGAAGACAGUGAUAGAAUACUAAUAUCCAGUCCACCAGCAAAUGAGACAGUGGAAGAUCAUCCUCUGAAAAGUGAACAGUCAGAUCAGACUAAACAUUCUCAGCUUGUGGAGCCCAUUUACAAUUCUAAAAAUGAGCUUAUUGGGCACCGAGUAGUUGUUGAUGGUGAUUGUGUAGCAACACCUGAGCCAGGCAGAAGAACAAGCCCAACAACUGACUUAUGGGAUAUGGUUGUUCGGGAAUUAGUCAAUGAAAACCCCGAAAAAUUUCAACCUCUCAAAACUGAUGAUUCUAAAUCAGUUGAAUCUCCCAUCCCACAAGAUGUUUCUGUGGAUGAUUUAGACUGUGGUAAAAAAGUCUCUACUGAAAACAGUGAUUCUACCACACUCAAGGGAGACAACUCUUCAAAUGUUGCAAAUGAAGUGGAUGAAAUGCCAUUACAUGUACCAGAUAUGUCUGUUAAACCAAUACAGGAUGGUGAUGAUACAGAGAAUCAGUCUGAAGAAAUGAAAGGGAAUAGCAAUGACACAUCUAAUUUAACUGAUGACAAGCUGCCUGUGAAACCAACGUUCAACUUAUCUCCAAUCAAAAAAACACCUGUUAAAGUCAAUACAGAGGAAGAGAAGAGACUGGAAAAAGAGAAAACUGAGAUUCUCAAAGGCCUGGGACUGGCCAGAACUCCAACAGGAAAUGAAGAAAGUCCAGAUUUCAGCAGUAAGUCCUCACCUCUGAAGAAAUAUCCCCUCCGUCACCGACGGUCAAACUCUGGGCACUCCGAUGACAGUCCGGUCAAAGCUGAACUUGACUGGUUGUGCGAACAAAAGCUGCCCAUCCAUGAAGAAAUUGCCCAGAAAAUUAAGGCAGAAAGCCUCGCUAAGAGUAUACCUGGAGCCAAAGGACCAUUUAAAUGUCCUACUUGUAAGAGACUUUAUCGCACACGAGAAAGUUUUAAAACUCAUGUGAAAUCCUGUGACUUUGAGGUCAGCACAAGUGACGAGGAAGAAGAAGAGGAGGAGGAAAAAGUGGAGGAGGAGGAAGAAGAAACAAAGGAUGGGAGGAGGAGAUAUUCUGUAAGAGAGCACACUAUGGAGGCAAGAAAAGCUAUGGCUGGGGAAAUGAGAGCACGGGUUGAACUUCAAAACAGAGAGGCAUCGCCCAGCAAGAAACGUGGACGGCCAAAACGAUCACUCGUUGAUGAUCCGAAGGAUUUGAUAUCAUCGAAUCACGUCAAUAGUAUGAGUCCCGAUGAAGGCACACCACCCGUCAAAAGAGGCAGAGGGAGACCGAAAAUGUCGCCAGAUGUUGUGUUGCUAGAUCACCAGGAAACUGAGAAAAGACAUUUGUUGAAAAAUAAGACAGGUUUGGCAACCAGGAAUCUGAAGGAAGGAGUGAAAAGUACUCCAGAGAUCAGUGGAAUAAAAGGAAAAAGGGGCCGACCUCCGAAAUUUAAGUCUCCAGUUGCUAUAAAAAGCCCUACCAAGGAGAAACUUGUGUCAGAGAAAGCAAUACAAGAGGGUAUACGCAAAAGAGGACGACCACCUCUGAAAAGUCCAAAGGCAGAAUCAGAGGAAGACGAUAAUGGGAAGACUAGAGUUAGAAGAUCACCACUUAAAAAUCUAACUCCAACAAAAGCAGAUAUUGUUGGGAAGCGAGGACGUCCUUCAUUAAAAAUAUCUCCGAAGAAAGUGUUUGAUGAGGAGGAUAUUGUACCUAGAAAAAGAGAACGGUUGUCAGUUGGAGGAUUGAAAAGUCCCAAGCUUUGCCGUCCUGUACGAGGCCUUGUUGUAUCACCAAGGGGAAGAGGCAGACCACAAAAGACAAUUUCUGUUAAAAUUGAAUGUAAAGAAGAAACUAAUAAAACAAAGCCUUCAGGAAAAUGCAGCCAGGAAGAUGAUGCUACAACUGACAGUAACAAGCACCAGGAGCUUAACAGCCAGUGUGGAGAGGUUUCUCCAACUCGGAGACGUGGGCGUCCUGCAAAGAUAUCAAAAUCGCCAAGAAAUAUCGAAAAUGUUGAAGAAAGUGAUGGUAAUGUAUCUGUUACAUCACCAGAUGAGAAAGGUAACACAGGAGAAAGUGGAUCAACACCUGACUUAACUGGAGAUACAUCAGAACCUGUCUUAUCACCCGAGAUAAAACGCAAGAGAGGCAGACCCUUUAAAAACAAGAAAAUACAAGGGAAGGAGCCAAUCAAAAGAGAUGAAAAUGAUAAACCAGAAGUGCAAGUGAAUGAUUCUACUAUAGGAAGUGAAGAAAGCAAGGGAGAUAAGUCAAAUAAUGCCUCAAGUCAGGAGGACAGUGGCACAGCCACAAGGAGAAAACAGCACUUUAUCGCUAGACAAGAUAAAGAUUCUGAAGCAGAUUGUGAGGAAUUCAAGGGGAACAACUCUUCUAAAGAAAAUUUGUCAGAAACAAGUCAAGAAAUAGAUGAGUGUUCUGAGACAUUAGUUAGGGAGGAAAACAGUGACUGUCUUAAAGAAGGAAGCUGUGCCUCCUCUGCUAUUGUGAUAGACAGUGAGAAUGAGGAAGACCAGGAGAAGGAGCAGCAAAGGACAGAAUGUGAACAAAAUCUCAGCAACGAUGGGCAACAAUCGAACAACAGUGAUGGAAAAACACCCACAGCAAGUGAUAAAGAACAAUCAUUAGUGGAAAAUACAGAAUCAAGCGAUAUCACCGAGAAAUUGUGUUCUGUUGAAAAGGACAAAAAAUGUGAAGUUUUAUCACAAUUAGAUAUUAUGUGUAAAACUAGUACAGCAGAACAGACAGAAAGUUACAGUAAGAAAGCUUGUAUAACUAUGGUAGGGGCUGGCUUUAACAUAGGCAAGCAGGAGGUCACCACACCACCGUUAGAUAACGUAACAUCCACAGGUCCUUCCGAGAAAACAACAUCUAAGGUCCCGACAGAGGAGGGAGGACAUGUCUCUAGUGGCAUGCGUCGUGCUAGCUCCGAGUCUAACAUGAGGACAACUCAGAAUCAAAACUCCAGCUGUGCUGGAAUCAGUGAAAACAUGGUUCACCCAACAACCCCAGUGUCAAUCCGCGACCUCCUACAGCAGAAGAUGGCUGUAAGUUCAACUGAAAAACCUGGGUACCAGGUAGUGAGAAUCCACAGGCCUAAGGGUGCAGACACCUGGAAGGAGGAUAUUAAGAGUAUACUACCAGUACUUCCUGCUAAUAUCCUAGAGAAGUUACGGGACCCCGCUCAGAGGGAUGGUGCUGUUAAAAUGAUACAGGAUCUCAUAAAGGUUAAAUCUGCAACUGAUACAGUCAAGUCAUUAUCACAACCCGUGAUUGAGACAAGAAAUGUUCAAGACAUUGCGCCAGUCCCUAAGUUCACUCUGCCAAGCAAUCUCAACUCACGAGAGGCAAUCCAAAAUUACAUCAAAUCUCACAUCAAUCAACACACCAAAGAGGCUGGAAUUGACCAAUCAAGUGUCACCAGUCAGCAUGUGACCCAGGAAGGGUUAUCUGGGUCACAGUAUCGUAUGGUAACCCCCAGCAUCAGUGAUCCUCGUCUGCUGUCACCCGCGGCAAUGACUACUGGCUUCCAGGUGGUGACACCUACCCAAAACAAUCUGGCUGGCACCAUUGUCCAGGUGCCAAGUAAUAUUCCUUAUCAUCUGUCACCGCCUCAACCACUUCAACAAUUAUCUCCGCAGAUACCCAUGGCAACACAUUCAUCAAAUCAGUUAACACAGUUAUCCCCCCAGGUACAAGUACACACACAGCCCCCAAGAUCAUCUGUUGCUCAACUGAUACAACCUACAGUAAAUCCUCAGUACCUGGGAGAAAUAUCUCACAUACCACAGCUACAAAACCUGCAUUCCUCACAGUUACCUCCAUUUAACAUUGCAGCCAAUACAGUGAGCAUCCCCCAGCAAUCGUUUCAACCAUUUAACAUUGCUCCUUCACCUCAGCCAGUAAUAGGGGUGACCUCAACUCCAACCCCAAUAGGUCAAAGGGCAGUCUUGAUGGGGCCUCCAAUGGGAAGCUAUAACAUUCCACAUGUUGCAGGCAUGAGGCCACAGGAGGGAGUUUCCAGUUUGCCAGGAACUGUUAUGAUUCCUCAGCAGGUGCCUGUGACUCCACAGAUGUAUCAUUCCCCUCAGAUAGCCCCUAACAAUUCUCAACUAACUCCUCAACUCAUCAGAGGUAGUUCUGCAAGUCCACAACCUUCAGUAAUAACGGGAGAGGAAACACAAAAAAAGACUCCCAAUACCUUAGUCCGAAUAUUUGUGGAUGGUAAACCAGUUGCCGUAACAACAGAUCCAUCAGUGCUCAACAACCAUGACAAGCUGCUGUCACGUUUAGGCUCUACUAACCUACAGGCAGGAACAUACAGCGUCACUGUGUCAACACAUAAAAUGUCUAUCAGCACCAACACAUUGACUAUGGCUGGUCAGUCGUCCACAUCAAGUCCAAUGUCUUUGAUCCCUAAGAGUACGGACAACCAAAUGUUACAUUCUUUACUCAAAGCCCCACUGCCUUCCAGUCUUGGUGCAGCGGCAUAUCCCACUGUCACUACCUCCACACAGGCAUCAAACUCUAGUAUAAUGUCCACAGGUAAAGUGUCCUCAGUCAGCAAUAGUGCUAUCAAGAAAUUGCUCUCAAAGAGGGAGUUUACAGCCGUUGGUAACCUUCACUCCUACAUCAAGAAUACAGACGGGAAAGUAAGGAAACCGAUGAUCAAACCAAAUAUAAUUCACAAAAAACGGGUCACUGGAAAUUCAAAUUUGAGCAAAAAGAUGCUUGUUACCAUGGAGAAGAAUGGGAUGAUUCAGGGUGCUUUAGCAAAGGCACUGAUGCGUAAACUUGUGAAAAAUAAUAAUGAAAUGUCGCCGAAAAAGAAAAUUGUGUUUCGUGGCCUGACUGCACCAGGUGAAACAGAGAAGGCUGAUUCCAUCAACAUUUCACCAGUUGCUGAAACUAACAAAAGUAGACCCCCACCUACAACAGCUAUAAAGGUCAAGAGAGCGACCCUUCCAAACAAAGGCAAGGUGAAUACCAUCAGGAAAGGAAUACGGAGACGAAAGACACCACUGAAAGCAAGGAGUGUAGCUCUCCCUCACGUUACAGGAGUAAUGAGUCAUCCGAUAUUGCAUGCCCAGAAAGAUCUUCUCACCCUGCCACAGCCAGCUGUUGAGGAGGAGGUAGUAGCCACUCCUUACUCUAGGGCCAAUGAGGGACAUGGCCGAGGCCAAUCACGUGACGUUGCUCGUAGCAAAAAGGAGUCCUAUCUUGUCUUUGAGAUUUCCAGCGAUGAUGGCUUCUCCUGUCGGGCAGACAGUAUGGAUGAGGUGUGGAGACAGAUUGCAGAAAAAGUCCAAGAUGCACGAGUGGCUGCUCGCAUGAAACAGCUUUCCUUUCAGAAUAUGGAUGGAGCAACAAUGUUUGGUGUGAACCACAACUCUUUGCGCUACCUUAUAGAACAGCUGUAUGGCAUACAACAUUUCCGUAACUACGAGACUCUCUAUCAUCAUUAUGACCUGUCGCCUGAGGAAGAGGAACCACCGGAGAAUCCCACAGGCUGUAUCCGGACCGAGGGUUACCAUGGACGCAAACCAUUUGAUAUGUUCAGCUUCCUCAUGUCAACGUAUCGACGUAAACCAGACCCUGUCCUUGCUGGCAAGAGCGAUGUAGAAAUGAAUCUUAAGUCUCAGAGACGAGCCACCAGCAUGGACCUGCCUAUGGCAAUGAGAUUCAGAAAACUCAAGGAACACGCACGGGAGGCUGUGGGUGUCUACAGAUCCUCCAUACACGGCCGAGGCCUAUUCUGUAAGAGGAAUAUUGAUGGAGGAGAAAUGAUUAUUGAGUACGCUGGAGAGGUUAUACGAUCAUCUCUCACGGAUAAGAGGGAGAAGUACUACGAGAGCAAGGGCAUUGGAUGUUAUAUGUUCCGUAUCGAUGACGUAGACGUUGUGGAUGCCACAAUGCGAGGCAGUGCAGCUCGCUUCAUCAAUCACUCAUGUGAGCCUAACUGUUACUCCAAGGUUAUUCAGGUGGACGGCAAGAAACACAUCGUCAUUUUUGCGAGUCGAGCGAUAAAACGGAGUGAGGAAUUGACUUAUGACUACAAGUUUCCAAUAGAGGAAGUCAAAAUACCAUGUACCUGUGGACAAAAACGGUGUCGCAAAUAUCUAAACUGAGGAAGUCAAAAUACCAUGUACCUGUGGAACAAAAACUGGAUCGCAAAUACCUUAACUGAGGAAGUCAAAAUACCAUGCACCUGUGGACAAAAACUGGAUCGCAAAUACCUUAACUGAAGAAGUCAAAAUACCAGGUACCUGGGGACAAAACUGGAUCGCAAAUACCUUAACUGAAGAAGUCAAAAUACCAUGUACCUGUGGACAAAACUGGAUCGCAAAUACCUUAACUGAGGAAGUCAAAAUACCAUGCACCUGUGGACAAAACUGGAUCGCAAAUACCUUAACUGAGGAAGUCAAAAUACCAUGCACCUGUGGACAAAACUGGAUCGCAAAUACCUUAAUUGAAGAAGUCAAAAUACCAUGUACCUGAGGACAAAAACUGGAUCACAAAUACCUUAAUUGAAGAAGUCAAAAUACCAUGUACCUGAGGACAAAAACUGGAUCACAAAUACCUUAAUUGAAGAAGUCAAAAUACCAUGUACCUGAGGACAAAAACUGGAUCACAAAUACCUUAAUUGAAGAAGUCAAAAUACCAUGUACCUGUGGACAAAAACUGGAUCACAAAUACCUGAAUUGAAGAAGUCAAAAUACCAUGUACCUGUGGACAAAAACUGGAUCACAAAUACCUUAAUUGAAGAAGUCAAAAUACCAUGUACCUGUGGACAAAAACUGGAUCACAAAUACCUUAAUUGAAGAAGUCAAAAUACCAUGUACCUGUGGACAAAAACUGGAUCACAAAUACCUGAAUUGAAGAAGUCAAAAUACCAUGUACCUGUGGACAAAAACUGGAUCACAAAUACCUUAAUUGAAGAAGUCAAAAUACCAGGUACCUGGGGACAAAAGCUGGGUCGCGAAUACUUUAACUGAGAAAGUCAAAAUACAAUGUACCUGUGGACAAAAACUGGAUCACAAAUACCUUAACUGAGAAAGUCAAAAUACCAUGUACCUGUGGACAAAAACUGGAUCGCAAAUACCUUAACUGAGGAAGUCAAAAUACCAUGUACCUGUGGACAAAAACUGGAUCACAAAUACCUUAACUGAGAAAGUCAAAAUACCAUGUACCUGUGGACAAAACUGGGUCGCGAAUACUUUAACUGAGAAAGUCAAAAUACCAUGUACCUGUGGACAAAACGGUGUCACAAUUAUCUGAACUGAUGACAUCUACAAUGGAAAAAGGUGUUAAAAGUACCAAAACUACCUAAAAAUACAGAUACAAGACAAAGAUACUGUUUGACAGUGGACAAAAAAUUGUGUUACAAAUACUGAACCAAGGACCUAGAAAUAAUAUGUACAGAUCAACCAAAACUCCCAAACGUGUCAUCUGAGGAAAGCCAUUAAAGAUAUAAAUAUUCUGGUUAGCAUGUUUCACCAUAAAAAGAGGUAACCUGUGGGUUUGUGGACAAAAUUGACGUCCCUAAUCUGGGGGCUGUUUCUAUCACAUCAAAGUCCUGUAUGUUCAACAACUCCUAAGAACUCCCAUGAUGAUUCUUACACACUUUGUACAUCAAUAUCGUCAACAGACUUAAUAGUAAGUGAAUGAUUCUAGAUUUGACCUCUAGUCAAUAUGUUACAGCAUUGUUGGGAUGAUGUACCAAGGUGAUGAACUUUGACCUGUGGUUUUCAGAAGGAGAUGGUGGAGUUGAACUCGACCUUUACUGCGUGAGACGCAUUCUUGUCUGUGAUAUUUUAUCUCGUGUGCGUAUAAAAGGAAAAGGAACUAGACAAAGUGAUGUUGAUUAUUGAUCUAUGAACUAAAGCAGUGAGAUUAUGAAAAAGUUUUUUUUUUUCUGUAAGUUUUAUGAUGUGCAUUGAGCAGCUGUGGCAUUAUAAGAGUAGAUGGAAUUUGGUGCGCAAAUCUUUUGAGAAUUUCACUCGGUGAUUAAAAAAGAAGGAAUGUGUAUUAAGUUAGAUUGACUUUCAAUAUUCUAUUUAGUCACAUUUUUGUGAGUCAUAUACUUUGUAUAUGGAACCAACUUCCAAAGAAGUUUAUUACAAAUUAUUACACAAUCAUAUAACUUACAAGCAUGAAAAAAACUUCGCUUGAAUGUGCAAUUUAAUUACGACAUUGACGAAAAUCGGUAUUGUUGAUUUUGAACGAUGUUUUUAUCCAAAUGACAAUUUUUUUUGUAACACUGUUAUAAUGGCAAUUUAUGGUAACUGUUUUGAUAAUGUUAUACUUCAUAUCUUGCUCCAUUUCCUUAAGUUUUCUUGAUAUGUUCAUUGAGAUACAGUAUUUCUCAUCAUUCUACUACAAAAUUGGCCAGACAGGACACACAAGACCAAAUUAAAAAAAAAAUAAUAAGAUUGAUUAAAACUUAAACUUUUUGAACUGGCCAGGUUCCUUGUACAGAGGCAGCUAUUUCAUGUGAAGGAAUUGUGUGCUGAGCCAGAACCUAUUAUACAUCAUUCUGUUUAAUAUUUGUGUAUUUCAAGAAAUAAGGCCAAAUGAAAAAUAGAUUUGUUUACUAUCAAUUCUGUUAUACCUUUGUGCAGUCACUGAAUAUUCUCUGUUUUGAAAUGUUAUAUUGUUUGCUUAUGUCUUUAAACCUAUAGCCUGUUUCAUAUUUUAUUGUGUUGCCAGAGAAAUUACAUAGGAAAGAGGCUAUCGUGUGGUCUAAUAUGAAUCUCCUUUUCAAAAUUUGAAGAGUAUACCUUGAAACAAAUAUAUUCAUCUCUUGGCCUUUACUUGGUAUCAGAAGUUUUUCUUGAUCAGGAAUAAGGAUAUAGAUGUGGGGGUUUCUGUCUGCCUAAUGUCUCAUUGUAAUACAGGUUUUAAGACCGACAAAUUUUAAUGUAAAGACAGACAAAUUUUGAUAUAAGGAAUACUGAAACGAGUGUAUUUUUUUUAUUAGAGUUACUUCCCUUUGUAAAUGAUCUAGAUAUACAUGCCUAAGAAUAAUAAUGUUUUUUUCGUCAUCAAAGGACAUUUAGUUUGUUUUUUAUUAAUAACUUUCUAUUAUCUUUUUUUUCAGUCUUACAUUCAGAUUUUUUCCGUUGAUAUUGUUCUCGACCUGAUGUAAAUAUUUGUAAAAAACCGUUCUGACUAGUCGCUGUAUAUAAUAUGGUUUGACCAUUAUAGCCGUGAACAAUGCAAUAAAAUAUCACCCAACUAUAGCUUGUGUUCAAAACAGUAUAGUCUACACUGACAUAUGCCCAUUCCUCGAGGGGAAUCCCCUAAGGUGUUACAGGGUACAAUGUUGAUUUUCUAACUUUCACUUGUAUUUAUUUUUACAUGUUUGAUAAUUGAUUAGCUGUUCUUCUUGAAAAUUAAACAAUUAUUUAUUGAAUAAGACAUAGAUCUUUGGUGACAGUAUAUUGAGGGAAAGGAUAAUGUCAAAUGACAAGAAACAACGUAAAAUUUAAUUUUUUUUUUAUAAUUCCAUGCUCUGUCUGAAUUUCAUUUUCUGGAUGUUUGUGAUAAAGUUGUUUAGAUUAAGAAAUAGUUCAACUUGUUAGUUAGAAUAUAUUUAAGUAUGUUUUUAAUUACCAUGUUUUGUACAAAAAUCCUGGGCUUGUAAUUCUGUCUCAAUAGACAUGUAUUGUGUGUAUAUAUGUAUAUAUAUAUAUCUGUGCGUGUAAAUAGCCAAGGGAGACAACUCAGUGAUACUUGUGACAGUUUGUCUUGUUUUAGCUCUAUUGGUUAUGAUAUAAAUAUUACUGUGAGAAAUAGAAAUAUCUCUUAUAA